AUGUCACUUUCGUUACCUAGACUACUAGCUUCGAUCCCAUCCACUUCAAAACCAAUCUUGUUGAAACCGUCAAAAUGGCCUAGUAACUCUUUCUACUUGGUCACGAGACAAGAUCUACAAUUCACAUCUUCUGCUUCCUCAUCUCCUUCCACAACAACAGCGACACCGGUGGACGGUUCAUCUUCUACGUCAAUUGGUGAACAGGACAUUAGACAAGAGAGAUUGAAGGUUAAAGGAAGAGUGUGGGGACUGAAAUUCUGGCAAGGUCGACCGUACACACGUCAAUCACCAAAAAUUUCAGAUCCGAAAAUACCUCAAUCAACCUCUCAACAAUGGGUGACAGUCGAUUAUUCGUCAUUACCUUCUGAAAUCCAAGCUAGUGUGAAAGAAGGCAAGAAACUAGUUGAACAGAGGAGGAAAGAGAGAAAGGAGGUAUUGAAACGUUCAUAA
Molecule: messenger RNA, 450 nt
Organism: Kwoniella shivajii
Lineage: Eukaryota; Fungi; Basidiomycota; Tremellomycetes; Tremellales; Cryptococcaceae
Exons: 2
Coding region: 1-450 (149 amino acids)
Source: RefSeq, a predicted model, not a curated record